AUGUCUGUGUUAUUAAUGUUUUGGUAUUUUGUAUGUUUCGUUACAGUCAUUUUGUUAUUGAUCGCUCUCCGUACGUGUAGGAAACCAAAAAACUAUCCACCAGGGCCAGUGUGGAUACCAUUUAUGGGAAAUACAUAUCAAUUAGCUAAAUUGUCGUCUAUCAAAAAUGGUCAAUAUUUAGCUUUCGAAGAGCUCCGUCAAAGAUAUAACUCUGAUAUCAUUGGGUUGAAAUUAGGACGUGAAUACGUUGUUGUUUUGUUUGGAAAUGAUCUAUUGAAGAAAACUUUAGUUGGAGACGAAUUUCAAGGACGGCCUGAUAAUUUUUUUAUGAGACUCCGGACAAUGGGUAAACGUAGAGGUAUAACGAUGACUGAUGGAGAUACUUGGAAAAUACACAGAUCGUUUGCGGUCAGACACUUGAAGUUACUUGGUUUAGGACAAAGAAGGGUGGACGAAUUGAUUUAUGAUGAAUAUCAACUCAUGGUACAACGUCUAGUCGAUGAGACGGAAAGUGUAACGCCGACCUUACACUUGCAAUCAGCUGUAAUGAAUGUUUUAUGGGAGUUGACAGCGGGCACUAAGUUUGAAGACCCUAAGUUGUUAAUGUUGAUGAAGAAACGAAGUUCAGCAUUCGAUAUGGCUGGUGGAUUGCUUAACCAGAUGCCGUGGUUACGAUAUUUGGCACCUACCAGGAUGGGUUACUCACUCAUAACUGAUAUCAAUCAGCAAAUUUAUUCAAUAAUAUCUAACAAUAUUGAGGAGCACAAGAGAACUUUAACUGACACUACCAGAGAUUUUAUUGAUGCAUAUUUACAUCAAAUGAAAAAAGAAGAAAUAGACAAUACAAUGUUUACUGAAGAACAAUUGGUAGCUGUUUGUUUGGAUUUAUUUUUUGCUGGAUCAUCAACAAUUAGUGGUACAUUAGAUUUUGCUAUAUUGGCUAUGGCUCGAUGGCCAGAUGUCCAGGCUAAAGUUCGAUCUAUUCUGGACGAGAUCCAACCUCCGGGAACGUACAUUACAGCCGAACAAAUUCUUAAAAAUCGAUACGUGGAAGCGGUGCUAUUAGAGACGAAGAGACUUAAUCAUGUAACACCAAUUAUAGGUCCUAGACGUGUGUUAAGAAAUACAAAUCUUAAUGGAUAUAGUAUACCUAAGAAUACAACAAUUUUGAUGAGUUUAUAUUCAUUACACCACGAUCAGUUGAAAUGGGAUGAUCCUGAAGUUUUUCGACCAGAGAGGUUUAUGGACACAGACGGAAAACUCAAUACAAUCGGAGAUUUGUAUUUUUUUGGAUUUGGAAAGAGACGAUGUCCUGGUGAAGCGUUAGCACAGCGGUUUGUUAACUUAGUAUUUGCCAAUUUAAUUCAUGAUUUUGUAAUUGAAAUAGACCAGUUAUCCGAUGGAGUAAAUUGUGGUAUACUUAUGACACCAAAACCUUACAAAAUAAAAUUGUCUAAAAGAAAAUAAACAUCUUUAGUGUAU
Melanaphis sacchari is the source of this 1482-nucleotide messenger RNA. Its product is annotated as probable cytochrome P450 305a1. Bases 1 to 1467 code for a protein of 488 amino acids. The transcript has 8 exons. The record is from RefSeq and is a predicted model, not a curated record. Gene Ontology annotation, molecular function: heme binding; oxidoreductase activity, acting on paired donors, with incorporation or reduction of molecular oxygen, reduced flavin or flavoprotein as one donor, and incorporation of one atom of oxygen; iron ion binding. Gene Ontology annotation, biological process: xenobiotic metabolic process. NCBI's taxonomy places the organism in Eukaryota, Metazoa, Arthropoda, Insecta, Hemiptera, Aphididae. Gene Ontology annotation, cellular component: intracellular membrane-bounded organelle; cytoplasm.